AGGGAGGGAAUGUUGGAGGAGAAGAGCUGGAAAGGCGUCGGCGAAGCAGCUUUUGACAGGGGGUGCGUGGCUCCCCCCAGGACCGGCGAUGGGGAGAGAUGCUGCCGCCUCCCUCUCCUGCUGGGCUCGGGGCUGCCUGGCAUCUCCCUGCUCUCUCUGGUGCUGAGCCUCCUGCUGUACUUUCGGACCUCGGAUCUGCAGUCCCGGGUGUCCCACUUGGAAGCGGACAGACCCGCACAGCUCCCUGCCUGGCUCUCAGCAGACCAAAUGGAGACAGCUAUUUUGGGAAGAGUUGACCAACUGCUUGAUGAGAAAUUAAAGUUCCACUUGCCAAGGCAUCGAGAAGUUCGAGACACGCCCCAGCGAUGCAACUGCCCGGCAGGUUGGGAGCCUGCAGCGCUGGAGGCGGUCAGCCGUGCAAGCAGGGAAGCGGCUCGGAGGGAUGCCGAAUGA
Molecule: messenger RNA, 453 nt
Organism: Colius striatus (speckled mousebird)
Lineage: Eukaryota; Metazoa; Chordata; Aves; Coliiformes; Coliidae
Product: collagen alpha-1(XIII) chain-like
Exons: 3
Coding region: 10-453 (147 amino acids)
Source: RefSeq, a predicted model, not a curated record